This is a messenger RNA of Zalophus californianus (California sea lion), 1977 nucleotides long. RefSeq names its product opsin 4 (gene OPN4). The record is from RefSeq and is a predicted model, not a curated record. Gene Ontology annotation, cellular component: membrane. The coding region runs from base 233 to 1696 and encodes 487 amino acids. The transcript is spliced from 10 exons. Gene Ontology annotation, molecular function: G protein-coupled receptor activity. NCBI's taxonomy places the organism in Eukaryota, Metazoa, Chordata, Mammalia, Carnivora, Otariidae. Gene Ontology annotation, biological process: G protein-coupled receptor signaling pathway; visual perception.
AGUCGCCAUAGCUGUGACACUCGUUCCUUUGUGCUUCACUGGACAAAGCAGUCAUCAGCUCCAAGAGUAGCUCCAGGCUAGGACCACGCCGGACGCAGGAACAGGCGGCCAGCAGAGCAGGCAGGGGUGCUGAGGACGGAGGAAGGUCGGGAGGCCGGGCACAGCUAAUAUCCUGAGCUCCCUGUGUCCUGGGCUUCUCAGUGGGCUCGAGAAAGGACUACCCCACCUCAGGAUGAACCCUCCUUCGGGGCCCAGAGCCCAGGAGCCCAGCUGUGUGGCCACCCCAGCCUCACCCAGCAGGUGGGACAGCUCCUGGAGCAGCACGUCCAGCGUGGGUCAAGCUCUGCCCAGCAGUCCCACGGCAGCCGGGGCUCGGGCUGCUGCCUGGGUCCCCUUCCCAACGGUGGAUGUUCCGGACCAUGCCCACUACAUCCUGGGCACAGUGAUCCUGCUGGUUGGGCUCACAGGGAUGCUGGGCAAUCUGAUGGUCAUCUAUACCUUCUGCAGGACCAGAGGCCUCAGGACACCCUCCAACAUGUUCAUUAUCAACCUCGCAGUCAGCGACUUUUUCAUGUCCUUCACCCAGGCCCCCGUCUUCUUUGCCAGCAGCCUGUAUAAGCGGUGGCUCUUUGGGGAGGCAGGCUGUGAGUUCUAUGCCUUCUGUGGGGCUGUCUUCGGCAUCACCUCCAUGAUUACCCUAACGGCCAUCGCUCUGGACCGCUACCUGGUGAUCACGCACCCACUGGCCACCAUCGGGAUGGUGUCCAAGAGGCGGGCAGCGCUUGUCCUGGUGGGCAUCUGGCUCUAUGCCCUGGCCUGGAGUCUGCCACCCUUCUUUGGCUGGAGUGCCUACGUACCCGAGGGGCUGCUGACUUCCUGCUCCUGGGACUAUGUGAGCUUCACACCUUCGGUCCGGGCCUACACCAUGCUGCUCUUCUGCUUCGUGUUCUUCCUCCCCCUGCUGGUCAUCAUCUACUGCUACAUCUUCAUCUUCAGGGCCAUCCGGGAGACAGGCCAGGCUCUCCAGACUUUCAGGGCCUGCGAGGGCGGUGUUAGGUCCCCCCGACAACGGCAGCGGCUACAGAGAGAGUGGAAAAUGGCCAAGAUUGAGCUGCUGGUCAUCCUUCUGUUCGUGCUCUCCUGGGCGCCCUACUCCACUGUGGCCCUGACGGCCUUUGCUGGGUACGCGCAUGUCCUGACACCCUACAUGAACACCGUGCCUGCUGUCAUCGCCAAGGCCUCUGCCAUCCACAACCCCAUCAUUUACGCCAUCACCCACCCCAAGUACAGAAUGGCCAUUGCCCAGCACCUGCCCUGCCUGGGGGUGCUGCUGGGCGUGUCAGGCCAGCGCACUGGCCCCUACACCAGCUACCGCUCCACCCACCGCUCCACACUGAGCAGCCAGGCCUCGGACCUCAGCUGGAUCUCUGGACAGAGGCGCCAGGCGUCCCUGGGCUCGGAGAGCGAGGUGGGCUGGACGGACACAGAGGCAGCAGCUGUGUGGGGGGCUGCCCAGCAAGUGAGCGGCCGAUUCCCCUGCAGUCAGGGCCUGGAGGAUAUGGAAGCCAAGGCCCCUCUCAGGCCUCAGGGGCAGGAAGCAGAGACUCCUGGGAAGGCAAUGACAAUGGCGACGGCUCCGUGGGACACGCCGGCUAAUUGUGAGCUGCCUCUGCACCCAGGCUGGGCCUUUCACUGACACGGGCAGCCCAGCACGGCAUCCCUGCGGCCCGCUGUGGAAGCCGAGCACAGACCUCACGCGCCGGGAGCUGUUGUUCCCCUCUCUCCCCGUCCCCGCUCCCGGAGUACUCUUUCUGCCAUGACCCACACUCUAGUGCACUCUCCUCUAGGAAUAUAUUUGCAUGCACCAAGCACACGCGUGCACACUCUGCACCUGGGGUCUGUCUCAAAUCAGUGGUCUAAGUUCAUACUGGGGCUGUAUGGCUCUGACAGUGUAUAGGAAAAUAAAAAGCAGAGAAG